Molecule: messenger RNA, 32239 nt
Organism: Homo sapiens (human)
Lineage: Eukaryota; Metazoa; Chordata; Mammalia; Primates; Hominidae
Gene: CHST15
Product: carbohydrate sulfotransferase 15
Exons: 8
Coding region: 26641-28170 (509 amino acids)
Cellular component (GO): Golgi membrane
Molecular function (GO): N-acetylgalactosamine 4-sulfate 6-O-sulfotransferase activity; sulfotransferase activity
Source: RefSeq, a predicted model, not a curated record
ACGGCGGGUAUAGAGGAGGAAGGCUGGGGCUGGGUUGCCGGCUGCUGGCGGCUGGAGGUCCGCGCCCAGUGUAGGGAAGUCUUCGAAGGAGGCUGCCAGGCUGGAGGCUGGGACCAGCUCCUGGGGGCGGGGGCCCUUCUUCGUCUGCCUGCGUGCGCGGAGCCGCUGUGACAGCUGGGCGCCUUCGCCUUGUUCACGUUGGUUAAGUUAAUUGUACCGAGUUCUCGGGAAUGAAGUGUGGCUCCGGGAUGCCCCGCAGAGGGAUGUGACAAGCCGGUCAGUGAGGCUGAGCAAAGGGGCUAACCUUGCCUCUGGGCGCCCUAGCAGUGCCCCCAGCCCCUCUUUAUCAGCUGCAAUUCCUGAGUGUUGUGGGAUGCCUCGGUGGGUUAGGGUAGCCACCCAGCGUUGGGGCAGAAAGGCCUCGGAGGGCAUCUGCACCCCCGAGGGGCCCUGAAGUAAACUGAGGCCUAGAGAUUUGCCCAGCGUUUCUCCUGGACCCUCCUUGGACCUUCCUGGACCAUUAUCCAUCCCCCGCUUUCCUGCUUCUCCUCCCAGGACCGGCAACCUUGCAAAAUCAGGAACCCUCCCUUCCAGAACAUGGCACUUACUAAUUUUACAAACUGAAUGUUGAACUAGGAUCUCUUGAUUGAUACAUAAAGACAUACAUAGAUCAUAUAUGAUUUUAUUCAAAGUAGUAUAGGAAUAAAAAUGCCUUCUAAGUAGGUAGGUUUUUGCAAACAAGUUUUUCUCCCCCAAGUUCCUGAGAAACUGUCAGAAGAUUUUCUUUCUUGCCACCUCCUAGAUGGGCACACAGAGCUGGUGAGGUAAAGUGGCUUGUUAUGGCCUUCCUGUGGGCACAUAGGUGAGCUGGAGGUGGAGCUGCAGGUCUGGGCUUCCCUCCAAAGUCCAGCUCCGGAGGAGAGCCAGCUCAGGAGCCCUCUGCAGAAGUCCAACCCUGUCUUUGCGGCUCUCUCCUCUGGGCUUUGGAUGAUUGCAGUGAGCUGGCUUGUAGGUGAAGCAUGCAGGGGUAAUUCAUCCAGGAUAUUGUCCAGGGGGGUGGCAGGCAGGUCGGCCCACAGUGGUCACAUGUGUGCCUUGCUUUUCUUGGAUGAUCAAAGCUCGCCAUGUCUGAGCCACUGUCCUGGCCAGGGACCCAGCACGGUCACCGUGGCUGCUGUGAGGGCUGCAGUUUCCUUCCACACCUUUGUCAUCCCUGGUUGCUGCUGCCCCUGGCCAGGAAAAGUGAGAUAUCAGAAACAUUUGAUUUUUCACAUGCCUGGAAGAGAGAAGAUUAAUUCCUGCAUCAAGAAGAAGUGUUUGGGGAAAGGUUGGUAACGUGGGAAGCGGAUUCUACUUAUUUGGCGUCUUGAGAAACAGCAGACAAGAAAUUCCAAGUUAACUAGCUGGGCCCCAGGAGUCUGCAGUAGGGGAAGCUGUAGAUUAGUGCUGGACUGUGGUAGUCCAAGCCAUUUCGAGUUCGGCUGGAAGGUCCCCUGCUAGUGGAGGGGGCUGGGGAGAAGAGGGAGACCCCAGGGCUGUCCUGAACAGGUGAGCACAUGCCCAUCUACAGGGGACAGACUAGACUCAGCUCCAGCCAGUUGGGGGGAAAACAGUGUCAACAGGUCUUGUGAAUUUUCGAGAGGAUUCUCCAGCCUGGGUAUUUAAAUGUGGGCUCAAAUUCUAGAAGUAUGGUAGAGGGUUAGGGGUGAGUGCCCUUCCAGGAGGUCUGAAGCUUGCCAUCUGGCCCGGUGCUUAUCUAUUGGGAAGGGUGUCACUGCAUCAGAGAGCAGGGCACAGGAGCCACACCCAUUGUGGGCCCAGGGACUAAGAACUGAUGGCUGCCCAUCAUGCCUGCGGCCAGGUCCCUAGGCUGGAGGUGAGGCGGGCAGAGCUCCUUCAUGUACUCGUGUGCCAUGUGUUCAUUCAGCAGCUGUUGAAUGAAUUGCCAUGAUGUAGAAAGUCAUCUGCAUGAACCUUUUCAUAUAAUUCCUUUCACCAAAUAGAUCCUACAGCUGAGCCUCUGGGAUGAUUUGGCGGGGCUAGGACAGACAGGGUCCCAGCCCUCAUGGGAUGGGGACAAGCGGAAUUGGCUGUGUAGACAGACAAAUGGUCCAGAAGCUGCCAUAAGAGCCCAGAAGGGUGGUGAUGCAAAGCAAGGCUUGGGAGCAGGGGUCAGGGAGUGGAGGGUGGACUCGGGGGAGUGUGAGGAGUCUCCUUUUCAGGUGUGGACAUUGAAUUUCAGAGCAGUGGGUGGGAGGCACCCACCCCCUGAACAGGGGAUGCUCAGGUAUGAUAUUAAGUUGGGAGUGACUUGCCCAAGGUCACAUAGCCAGUAAGUGGAAAGUCAGGGGGUCUCUGAUCUCCAGCUCUUGGCCAGCUCCUUCAUCUCCACUGUACUGGGCUGAGGCCUCUUAGAAACUCCCAGAGGUGUGGACACUCCCUGUAAUUGGCAGCUGUCAUUUUUCCCAUCUACACGUUCAGGCCCUGUCCCCGUUCCUAGGGCCUCAGCAGGCCCAGGAUUGCAGAGAUGCCAUUUGGAGCAUAUUUGUAUGAAAGAAGAGUCGUCUAAAUUCUAAAAGCAGAGACUGUUUUUAAAAGUGGUAGCUGACUUGGGAGUGUCAUUGAUCUGAGCAAUCAGCCAGCGGACUUCUCUUUAGCAGCUUGUGAUUUGGAAGUGACUCAGUCACUGGUGAGAAUCACGCAGCCUCCCUCCCCUUCUGGUCUGUAAAGGGGAUGCUCAGGUAUGAGAUUAAGUUACUUCAAAGGGUCACUCUGUUCCAGUGCUGUGAAUGAGGAGAUCAUGUUUGCACUUAGCUGGCUAAGUGUUGGGAGGCUGAGUGUUUCCACUGCUCAAGGCAUUUCUUCAUUGGCCUGCAGUAUGAGGGUCUGAUUUCUUUACUGAGAUAGUUUCUCCUUUCAAAUAAAGCACUGGGACAAAAUGAUUUAUGUGUAGACCUGUGUCUCCACAGCAGGAGAUGGACCAUAAAUGGAACAGUUAUCUAAUUAGUGUGUCCAGUCUAGGUGUCUAGUUAGGAGUGUCCAGGAAGAAGGAGAAAGGUUUUGUGUCCAUUUGGGCCAACAUAGAUUUUUUAAAUUGUAACUAUGGGAGUUGGGGAGGAAGACAGUUCAUCGCAAGACCUAUCACGUGCUGCGUCCCUAUAGGUUUGAAGCUGGCCCUCUGCUAGACAGGUCACACAGGUAUAUCCCUUUGUGUCCUUUAAAGGGCUGGGAAGCUGUUGGAGAUGACACACACCAAGCUCUCAGCCAUCCGGAUGUGCAGGAGGAGGGAUUGGGAAUGACGGUAGAGGCAGGAGGGAAAUAAGGGGGUGAGGGGAGAAGAACAACUGUGGCUCCAGAAGGAGGAGGCGGCGUGAAUCAGCAAGUGGUUAAGUUGUGGGGAGGUGGCAAGUGGGAAGCAGUUUCUCAUCUUCGCUGAUUUCCAAAGGGAUGGAGAGGAAAGGAGGCUGUCUGCAGCAGGACCUGCAGCGUUUCUGCCCUGCAACCCUGGGCCAGGUGCAUGGGGGCAGAGAGCCAGCGCUCAGCACAGAGCACAGCACUCAGAUCAGUGGGCGAGGCGGAGCUCGUGCAAGUCAGAGUUAUGUAACGCCGUUGACAGGCACCUUAUGGGGCUUGGCAAAGUGCAGCAGGAGCCCGGGGUAGCGACUUUGAGAUUGGAGUGUUCCGGGAAGACUUCGCCCCCUGGCUUGAGGGCGGGUGUCUUUUCAGAGUUAAUACCUGCCAGUGCUUGGCACAGUGCCUGGCAUCCAGUAAGUGCUCAGUAAACACUGGCUCGGGUGAUAUUCUUCAGCCCCGGAGCUCCUAACCGUGCAUGUCUCCAUAUUUGAUUCCAGUAUAUUCUACCUCAAAGGAUAUAGGCAGGAGCCCCUGCAAGCCUUGGCUCCAGCUAGGUUUCCUUAGGGUGGUGGCUUCACUCUCUGGACUCUGUCUCCUCAUCUGUGCGAGGAGAACACUGGUAAACAGCUACCCUUCAAGACCCUUCAGCUGACCUUGCAGCCAGGCUGUGGAGCAGCUCCGCUGUGCCCAUAUUUGAUGCAAUUAACCAGAGAGAGGAGACCGCGUGGCUCUAGGUGGAACUGUGCUGGUGUAGCUCGCUUGUGAAUGUUACAUCUCACCCCACUCUCAGCUUAAAAGAGCCCAGAGGGGGCCUGGAGGGCGGGGGGGUGGGGGCUCCUGGCUUCGGCAGGCUCUCCCUGAUGCCUAUUUUACAUUUCUAGAACUUAUCGUGGCCCAGGCCUCUUAGAUCUCUGAAGAAAGUAAGGCUGGCAGAUCCUCAAAAGCAGAGGGUAUCAUUAUAAUGGAAACUUGGACACUUUCCAGAAUUGCAUUUGUGGUAAAAAUAUUGAAACAGACAGUCCAGGCACCCAGGUGCCUGGAAAAUACCCCAACAUGGGCAAAUAAUUAGAUACAGGCCAGGCACAAUUAUGUUUUUCUGACAAUAGGCUGGAACUCGGUGGCUUAGCAUUUUCUCUUGAAACAGAAUACGCCCCUGCCGGACCCUUUUGCUCCCUGUGGUCAAAAAGAUAGUGGUGUGGCCAGCAAGGGGGAGGGCAUACAAGGAGAAGUGGCGAUCCCAUCCCUCCCAGGGUGGCCCUGGAUCUAUCUCAGGGAGGUUCUGUCCUGCUUUUGCUUUUCUGUGUCCCUGUAGGUAGCUGUCCCGAGGGACUGGGCCCGUGGCACCUUUGCUAGGAGGCCAGAGCCUGCAUUUCAGAGUCUAAGAGGUCGAGAGAGGUGUAAGAUGUAUUAUCUUACCCUUCCACGAAAGUGGUCUGGGCAGCUGUGUUCCCUUUUGUAACCCCUGGCAGCUCACUCAUGCUGAUGGCGGUAAGUUCACCUGUACCUUCACGUUUCUUGUCAGCCAAAUAUUUGGCGCCCGUGACACGGAAGCUCUUUUAGCCCAGGUGUUAGAUCGCAUAGGCACUGGGUGGGGCAGGGCAGGUAGUGGGUUGAGCCUGGGAUCCACGCUGACUCAGGUUCAAGUUCAUGCAGUGCUGCUUCGUCCCAUUACUGUGGCUCUGAACAAGUGGCUUAGCUUGCAUCUCGGUUUCCCCAUCUGUAAAAUGGGGUUAAUGAUCUCUACCUGGUUGGGUGGCUUGAGUAUUUGAAAUAGUACAAUUCAGGGUUCAGGGGAGCUCCCCACAUGGAAUCACUUUUUUCUGGGUGAGGUCUAAACCUAUGGAGAGAUAGAGGAGGAGGAGGAGGAGGAGGAGGAGGAGGAAGGCAGGUGGAAAUCCACAUGCGAUGGCUGUUCCCGACUGCAGCUGUUGUUGGAGAAUGUGGCUGAACCAGUGGGCAAGGAAGUGGGGAACAGGGGCAGUCAGGCAGACCCGCCCACCCCAUUGCCUGCGGAGCUGGAGGAGCCUCUCCCAGCAGGGCGAAGGGCCUCCUUACCAUGGGGAAAGGCAGGGCUGGGCUGUCAUGUCCACGCCCUCCUUCCAUAUUCCUGGGAUGGUGUAGAAACCACCACGUAUAGACAACAGGAAAGUUACACAGGGGAGCUUCCUCCUCAUGGAAGGAAACAUCUGGGGUGGCGGAGAACAGUCGCCCUGUGGCAAGGAAUAUGAUGUGCUGGGCUCCGUGCCCGGCCCACGGUUGGAGGGUGGUCAAUGGCAUCUGUUAGGUACGUACUUGGUAGAAGUGGCCACAGUGUGUCAAAUCGGUGUUGUUGUCUGCUGUAGGAAAUAAUCUGGCUUUAAAUUCAAGAACAUCUCUUUCCUACUUGUUGGCAGAGCAUGAUUGAGGUAAUGGUGAUCCAUGGAUCUCAAGGUCACAUUCUAAGUUGAACGCAAUUCACAGGGAGCUGAGGUAGUGGUUGACUCCUAGCCUGGGCCUGGAGAAGCUUCUCUGCCUCCUCUCUCUUGGUCCCAGCCCCCCACAGGGCCUGUGCUUUUACCAGACCUGGUUCUGUGUUUGCAACGAGACGCCUGGCCAGCCGGGCCUGGACCUGGCUACACUUGGGUCCCCCGGCCACUGGAGAGGGGGAGCCCCCACAUUUGCCUACUUCAUCAUCGAGCCCCCCACCCCCACUGCCUUCAGGAAGCGUUUGCCAGUCAUUCUUGCUAUCUGCUCCCCGUACCUCCCUUCCCCAGCCAGGUGUGGAUCCUUCCUCCUCUGAGCUUCUGCAGUUUUCCUCUGUUGUAUUUCUCAACCUUGACCCUGUCCCACACUGUGCUGGGCUCCAGUUUCCUGGGUGCAGUCUGCUCUCCCAGCCUGAUGAGGCUCUCUUCAGGAGGAGGGUGUCUGGGGCUCACGGUACAUCCAUGUAGCUGGACUCUCACUUAGUGGCCAGUGACUGCCAUGUGCUGCAUUAACGCGUCAAUUAAAAAUGAUUCUUCCAAAGGCUAGGUUCUCCUGGAGGUUUUAUGUGAACACUGAGUUUGAUAGUGUGGCACAGGAGAGCUCACACUUGUCACUCAAUUUCCCAAGGAGUCGAGAGUCUAAUGGAAUAACCUUGGAUUUCCUGGCAUUAGGUUUUGGGGCUAUUAAAACAUAGUGACCACAGUUUUUUGUGUCUUGAGAGCCUUAGGGGAAAAUGUUAUGGAAAUUUGGUUGUUGUUUCAGGAAUAUAAGCGGAGCCGUCUACUCAGGCGAGAAAUGUGGAGGCUGCUGGUGUUUCUUAUAGCUGGUAUAAAUAGCUUGGCUUCAAGUUCCAUGCUCCUUUGUUUGGAAUGUAAAUAUUUGCAUUAAAAAUAUAAAGUAUGUCCUGGCAUGUAUUUUUAGGGACUAUAAUUUCCAAACCCCAAAUCAGACUAUGGGUCUACUGAGGAUUAAUUUUCUCUGCUUUGUGAACCUGUGUAUGUAAAGAGUCUUCCAAAUGUACACACCAAACCCUGUUUGCUUUGUGCAUGGAAGGAACCGCCAGGAUUACAAGAAAGCAGGGUUGCCCCGGGGAGUGUGGGCCGAGGGCUUGUGUUUCUCUCCACACACUUCUGAUGGUUCUGCCUGGUAGCUGCAGCGGCUCAGGGCGGUGGGGUGGAGGAGUUUUGGCCGAGAUCUUGUGGGUAUCAUCAGGGGCCUGGCUUCUCUGUUGUUGGUUUCCUGGACAUCCAGGUGGGGAUUUGGCUGCAGCUGGCUGACCUCUGUGUCACGUAACCAGACGCUUGACUUUGGAGUUGCAGUUGCUCUAGGAAGAUGUUCGGGAGUUUUAGUGCCCUUUCUGUGGUCUGGUGGAGGGAGCAGGAGGUUCUCAUGUCCGGUUCAGAGGUGAACUGUGAAGGCCUCUGUGUGGUGUCUUCCUCCACUGGAUUCCUGGGGGCUGUUUAGCUUUAAUUUUUCUAUGAAGGACAACCUGGAUGAUUGGUUAAUCCCUUACUGUGGGUGGGAUGUCAUCUCUGGUCUGGCCUCGGCCUGUUCUCGGUAGUGGGGGGCUUGAUGGGCAGCAGGAGCUGGGCAGGCCAUUUGCCCCUGGUAUGGGGGAGCUUGUUCCUAAGGCUCUCUGGGCAGCCUUCAAUGGUCACCUUCUGGCCCAAAGGCUCUAACGGAGAAGGUUGGGCCAUGGAGGUCAGCUGGCCUGCAGGGGAGGACCGAAUGCAGGUGGGCCCCCAACUGGCAACCUCCCUCUUGUCUCAUCACAGGAUGAAGGGCAGAUGAGAAGACAGCCAGGAGGGUCCUGGGCCCUCAGCUGUGACUCCCCGAGAGGCAGGUACCAAGGGCUUCCUUUGUCCUUGCUUCCCAGCCAGCGCGUGGCCCCUGCCCUUGGGAGGGUCAGCUCCUCCUCCGUCCCACUGAACACUGAUGCCUCAGGACUGGACUCCUUGGGGCAGCAGAGACCCUUCCGUCUUUCCUUCCCUAGCUCUGCCUUGCAAAGGUGCAGCCUCCUGAGCCUCAGAGUGUCUGACAUCUCUCUGCCUAGGCACCCUCUCUGAAACAUUGUGUGGGCUUAGAAACCGUGAGCCUUGGGAAGGACCAUCUUCCUCUGAGCUCUGGGCGUGUUGAACUGCGGAGGCUUACCACUUCCUCGCCUGUGGUCAUCUCCAGCCUGACCCAUGGUGGCGUGAUCCUCUCUCAUCAUCCGUCACAGUUUUUAAUAAAGAAAAUAUGUUCCAGAAAGGCCGAGUCCCCAUGCCGCAUCAGGUCAGUGAUCCAAGUGCAUUAUAGUGAAAGUCAGAGGAAAUAGCUGCUUUUAGGACACGCUGAACUUGCCUAAGAAAGUUAUUAGUGGGAAUAAAUGAGGGGGAAGAAAGCAUGCUCCGACUAACGAGAACAGUAUCAGCCUGACAUUUUGUGUCGUCCUAACUUUGAAAAGCUAUUUAUACCCACUUGCUAGCAGUUUCUAUGAGAAAUUAGAUAUGAGGAGAUGUACAGAAGAGAAGAGUGGGAGCUGGGUGACUGUGAGCUCCUCCUCAGAAACAUCUUCCAGGCAAAAAAAAGGAAAAGAAAAAAUCAUUUGCUCACCUAUCGACAAUAGAAAAUCCAGGGAUCUUUUGCAUUGUAUAAAAUUUGGCUCAGAGAAGAAAAAUGAUGUAUUGAAAAGAAGAUGAAGCUUCAGUUGCCAUUUGAGUGGUGGAAAAUAAAUUUGCUUUCGGCCCUUAAAAUGGAAAUAAGUCGAUAGAAAAAUGCAGGCCUGCCCCCUUUUGAGUCAGCAGUUUUUUUGGUUGAUGAAAGGGUGAGAAGACGUGCUCACUGGAAGUCACCCGCUGGAUCACUUAGGAAGCCGCAGAAGUGCCGAAGGACAUGCAUGUGUAUCUUUCAAAGUUCUCAACUGAUUUAUUAAAAAAAAUCAUAAAGCAGACUUUUGAAAAACCUGUUCAAUCUAUUCUUCUUUAACAGCUUUACUGAAAUGUAAUGCACACACCAUAAAAUUCACCCAAAGUAUACAAUUCCAUGUUUUUUAGUAUAUUGACAGAUACGUGCAACCACUACCACAGCUAAUUUUAGAACUUUUUUUAAUCUCAAAAAGACAUCUUGUACACCUUAGCUAUCACCCCUUUAUCUCCCCAUUCCCCUACAUGUACCCUUCAGCCUUGAGCAACCACAAAUCUACUUCUUGUCUCUGUCCAGCCCAAUUCCUCUAUUGUGGACUUUCGUAUGAGCAGAAUCACAUAGAAUGAGGUCUUUUGUGACUGGCUUCUUUUACUCUGUGUAACUGUCAUGGUUCAUCCAUGCUGUGGCAUGCGUCAGCACUUCCUUCCUUUUCAUGGCUGAAUAAUAUUCCAUCGCAGGGAUAGACCACAGUUUCAUGGAUCCAUUUGUCCAUUGAUAGACAUUUGGGUGGUCUCCACCUUUGGCUCUUAUGAAUGAGGCGGCCAUAAACGUUUGUGUACAAGCUUCUUUGGGUGUGGACAUGUGUUUCCGUUUCUAGGGUUAUGUUUUAUGAGACGUUUUCACUUUCUUCUAAUAAUAAGAUUCAUUUUUUAAACAACACUCUUUCCCUGGCCCUAGAAAAGGCUUUGUUCUUAGAUGGGAUCCCGAUCCCCCUGUCAGUGAUCCUGGCUGAGAUACUGAAUUGUCUGAAUUUUAGAGCUGGAAAGGCCUUCGGGCGAACGUGGUUCAGCCCCUUUUUAUAGAUGGGGAAGCUGAGGGCCAGAGAGGCCACACAUAAAGAGACAGGAUUGAAUACCGGUUUUUGGAGUUACAAUCCAAUUACUCCAAAAGUUCUCCCUAAACUCUUACUAAAACCCCAGGUUGCCUUCUUGACUGGCCUGGGGCAGCAGAUUAAGGUGGGUUGGGUGAACAGAUGGUGGUUAGCUUGCCCUCUUUUAUGUGAUUAUGGGUCAAGGUUUUCAGUCAUCCAAUGUACUCUUGCCUGUUUUCCUUUCACCCAUCUGUCUGUCCAUCCAAUGUCCAUCUGAUGUCCGAGGCCCAGAACAUCUCCCCAUCCACCAGCGGCCGAAUAAGAACAGCACCUUGUGGCGCCAGCAUCUUUCUAGUUCUUUCUCCCCUGCGGUGAUGGGCGGCCCGGCUGCUUAUCCGGGGAAUAAUUAAAUUAGGAACCAAUUCAGAGAAUGAAAUUUUAUCUGAUUUGGCCAAGCCCGUAAUAAGCAAGGGGCUGUAAUUGUGACUCCAGGAUACAUUAGGAAGUUGUUUUUUCAAGGGUACGCUGGGUGAAAGCAUUGAAAGAAAUAUGUGGAGACCAGGCCGGGAGAUCUCCCUGGGCCAGGUUUCUUGCAUGGCCUGGGGGUGUGGUCCCACAGGGCGGCUGUGUCCUCAGGCUGGUCCUUCCAGCGUUUAUGUUUCCAGGCACCAUUUAGCUCUGAUGAGGUAGAUAAAAGUGUUUUGUGGCUGGAGUGUUCUCUGUGCUUAGGAAAGUUCUGUUAAAAUCCUUAUGGAUAUCUAUCUCAUUGUUAUCACUGAUAUUCUAAAGCACCUUUACAACUGUAAUAAGAAGUAAACUUGGCAGAAACUCUGUGGCUAUAAAUCAGGGGUGCCGCUUUGCAACCCCCACGGAGCUUAUUGAAAGAAAUGCACAUACUUUGGUCCUACAUCAGCUGUUACAUCAAGUCUCCGGGGAUGGAUGCUGGGCAUUUGUGUGUGUGUGCACGCGUGUGUGUGUGCAUGCGUGCAUGUGUGUGCAUGCGUGCAUGUGUGUGCAUGCAUGGACCUGGAUUCGUUAAGCUCUUUAGCUAAGAAACGCUGAGGGAACUUAGCAGUGAUUGUAAUCAUUCUUCUAAUGAGAAUUUCCAGUUCUCCUAUGGCAAAGAUAAGGGACAGAUAAUUAGCACAGUGGUCUCAGGAAUGAGCCUCAUUUGUCCUCAAUCUGUGAUGAGACUUUGUGACUGUCUUUGAGUUUCAUGUUCAGAUUCCCUGAUUGUAACUAACACACAUUGUUCAUCACUUGGUAGCAGUGGUGGAAUUUUAGAUCUGUUUUUCUCUUGGGGAAGGACCCCAUUCUCAUCCCCACAGUGGCCCAGGCUGGAGGCCCAGGAGUCUCCUUUGACAGAUAGCUGGUCAGUGCAGAAUUGCUUCCUUUGUGUCUCUGCCACUGGAAGGUUAUCUGUUCCUUCAGAACAGGAAAUGUGUCUUAUUCAACGUGGCAUCCCCAGGGCCUAGUCCAUGGGAAAGAAUGAUUGGGCCGAUGGACAGACAGAUGGGUGAAAGGAAAACAGGCAAGAGUAUAGUGAAUAAUUGAAAACUUUGACCCAUAGUGCAGGGAUGGUGAGUGUCUUUCAGAUCGUCUGUUUAUAGCUGGGGAAACGGAGGCCUGCAGAAGUCAGUGACUUGCCCUAAUCCUUCAGCUUUGAUCAAGAAGAACAUUGGGGAGCCUGGCCCUUCAAUGUCUUCAACUCUUCUGACUCAGGCUCUGCACAUCCUCUUGAGAGUCACCCUCCAGUGAAAAGAACUCUUUAUUGAGGCCCUGCUGUGUACCCCAUGCUGUUCUAGGAGCUGGGGAUCUAGCAGUGAGUUAGACACACAGGGUCCCAGUGCUCACAGAGGGCAUAUCCUCAUGGAGAGAGACAGGCAGCAGACAAGGUCGCAAAUAUCAGAGAAUAGACAGGCAUAAGGGCCAUGUGCUGGAGUGACCAGCUGGUGUGCGGGAAAGGCCUUUCCACAAAGGUGACAUCUCCGUUGAUUCUUGAAUGUUCAGAGGGUGCUGCUGUCUGAUGCUUGGAAGGAGGGAACAGUCAGUGCCAGGACCCCAAGGGGAGAACCUGUUGAUGGGAUGGGAUUCAUUUAUGCUCGGGAGAAAGAGACUUGGUUUAUUGGACGCCUGGGUUGAUUUUCUUCUCUUCUGCAUCCUCUGCACUGACAUUUGCAGCUCUGCCUUCUCCCCGUCCCGUCUCUGGGUGAAGAACACCUGUCCGAUGCUCGCUGGCCUGCAGCUGCUGCAGAGUUUCAGAAAACAGGGCUAGCAAAAAACAAAGCAAAACCCCAACAUCCCUGUCCUCUCACUAAGGGCUUGGCUGGGGAGGCAGAGUUAUUUUUAUGUAAGCACAUGCUUGAGGGGGUACGUCUUGGGGUGGGCAGCUGAAACCACACUCAUAAAAACAAGACCGAAAUAGGACUGUGAAUUCCCAAAGGUGAACACAGGCCGUUAACUUGAAUUUGGUGACAGUUCCAUGCAGCCUAGGUCCUGGAGCGGGAACCCUUUGGAGGGGGAUGAGGCAUGGAAAACUGUUUGCUGAUUUGGCCUCUUCUUUAAGCAUUGCUUUCCGGCCCUGGCUGUGACAGAGACCUGGCCCUUGCUCAGGAUUUGAGCCCCCUCAAGGGGAAGUUCUUCCUCCCUCCUGGUGCUGCCUCCAGCUGUUUCUGUCUCCUCGUCAGUAAGAACCUCUGUUUCUUGAGGGCCCUCCUGUUGGUUGUCCUCUUGUUGCAGCCACCUCCCUACCUGCGAGGGAGUGGGCCCCAGGCUGCCUCUCCAUCCCAGGUCCUGCUGUUAACCUGGGUAACCGUGGUCUCCAUGGGGCAGCACUCUGGCCUCCCAGGUCCUGCAUCAGGACACCCUGAACCUUGUCUACUCCUGGACUGCUCCAUACCACAUGGAGUCCGUCCUUGUUAAUGACGUGUUAAUGCCAGGCUUUCUUGUGGAAACCACACCCAAGACACCAGCUGGUCAACCUGACACACAGUAGGGCCUCAACGGAUUGUGUCAUCAGUUAUUUUCAUAAACUUUAAAUCUCUUUCUGGUCUCCCCAGACAUCCUUAAGAGUGAUCCUUUGUCACAUUGCAAAGUUUUCCCAAUAAAUAUUGGUCAGUAGUUGUGACAGUAAUAUACAUCUCCAUUUUAUGUUGUUGACUAAUUUUUAAAUGGUGGACAAAACAUAAAUUUUUCUACAUUUUAAUAAAUGGAAAGAUAAAAGAAAUUUUUUUUUCUGAGUAGUUUGGUUUAGAAUCAUUCCAGUUGUUCAUUCAGCAUCUCUUCCCAAGUCACAUGAGUCCUACACCAGGCAGCUGUGGCUGUAUUGACAUGCUGAAUGCUUGCUCAGAGUCCCCAUAAUCUCUUGGCACUCCUAUAUGCUGCCUCAUACUUUUAUUUUAAUUUUUUAUUUUGAAAUAAUUUCAGACUCACAAGAAGAUGCAAAAAUAGUAGACUCCCUGUGUACCCUUCACUCAGCUUCCCACAGGGAGAACAUCUUAUGCAACCCUCAGACAUGAUCAAAGCCAGGAAACUGACACUGGUACAAUAGCAUUAACUGAGCUGCAGACCUUAUUUUUCUUAUUAAACCUAGGGAUCUACAGCAUUUUAGAAGCAUUUUAGAAUUUCAUAAGCUUUAGCAUUGUUGUUUGUCUUUUAGAGGAUGUUUCAAUCCCUUCCAAUUGACAAUCAGUUAAAAUUCGUUUCCGUAAGUUCAACAAAUACUGGAGGAUGAAUUUCACAGGUUCCACGGGUCCACAUGGCGCUCUAUGGGUGCAUCGUCUCUGAUGGGUGCACAGAGGUGACCUUCUACCUCAGAUCUGAGAGAUUCUGAGACAUAAAGAACCUUAGACAGUAGUUUGGUUUAUAGGACAGACCAGGGGAGCUGGAGUUCUGAUAAUGGAAACCAGGCUGCAUUGAGUAUUUAGUAUGCUUUAGGUUUUAUCUACUUUAUUUCAUUUCAUACACUCAGCAACCUUUGAGGUAGAUACAGUUAACAUCCCCAUUUUACAGAUGUAAGAACUGAGUUCAGAGGAGUUCACCCUGCCCACAUUCCUGCAGCUGGAUGGUAGAGUUGGGCGUGGAAUAUAGGCAGUGUGAAGUCAGAGACUGCUUGUUCUUAACCUUGCCGGGCUCCCUCCUUGGCUCAGGCCUGCACAGUGACUGCUGUGUGCCCUGGGGCUGUCCUGACUUCUCUGAGUCUCUGUUUCUUUACCUGCAAUGCAAGAGGCUUGUGUGAGAUCUGCCGUGUCCCUUCCAUUUCUGAGUGCAGGUGGUUUUAUUGGUGAAAACAAUUCUACCCGUAGAGCUAGAAACACCCAAGCAACAUCCAAAUGAAAUUUGUACCUUGCCCCUUGUAGGUGCUUUUAAGGUUGGUAGAAUUUCUGCAGCCUAGUUUGGUUUGAUGGGAGCCUCAAUUCCAAUUGAAUUAUGCUCUGGUGUAUUUUAAUUAAACCAUCUACAAGCUGAUUUUAUAAAGAGGCAGAAUCCCCAUGUAGUGAGCUGUGCCUGCCUCCCUCUGUGCUCAACUCUGGAGCCGAGUGAGGCUCGUAAUAACCAGAGGACUGUGCGAGCUGCUCAGGCUCGGCCUCAUGGGCAGCAUUAAUUGUGAGAUGCCACCGGAACGAGAUGCGAGGGCAUUAUCAGCAUAUACUUAAUUGAUUUUGCAUUCUCCACAAAGGAAGGUUAAAAUUAAGCUUGUUUGUAAAUGGUGUUUAAACUGCACAGGCUUGGGGAUGAGUUGCAGAAACUAACAGAGCAGGGCACUGGUUGGAGGGCCUAAUUUUCUCUUUAGGUGGUGGACAGAGCACAUCACUCAACUAAGGUAAAGAUUUUCCCAUUUAAAGGGGCUGAAAGAGUGUAAGCCUCGGCUCGUAAAUUUGACAGACAAGGCCUCCGCUUGAGUGCCUCAGGGAUGGUCUGGACUCUGGGGAUGAAUGUGUAAUCACAUUAGCGUGAUGAGUUAAAGGGCCCCAUAUUUUUAAAUCCUCAGGCAGAGCUGCAUUAGAGAAGAUGCUGUUCGAGAUCAGACUUAUGAUAAACAGGCUCAUGGAAACAGCCUUUGCUAUCCUCAUUCCUGGUAUAGAAUGUAAGAUUCUGAUUGUCAUUCUGACAUGCCCCAGGAAAGGUCUCUGCUCAAACCCAAGAUGAGCUUUAAACCUGAGGUGGAAUGCCGUUCUCUAAGUAUCUGUUCUUUGGCUCUAACAUAUACCAGGAAUGAGAACAGCACUCUGGGUGUGUUCUCACUCUCCUUUAAUCCUGAUAAGAAAACAUUUUAAGUAUCUCCAGAUCCAUCUAUAUAAUUUGCAAGACGCAGUGCAACAUGAAAUGCAUAUUAAAAAUUAUUAAGAAUUGGCCGGGCGCGGUGGCUCACGCCUGUAAUCCCAACACUUUGGGAGGCUGAGGCAGGUGGAUCACGAGGUCAGGAGAUUGAGACCAUCCUGGCUAACACGGUGAAACCCUGUCUCUACUAAAAAUACAAAAAAGUAGCCGGGCGUGGUGGCAGGCGCCUGUAGUCCCAGCUCCUCGGGAGGCUGAGGCAGGAGAAUGGUGUGAACCCGGAAGGCGGAGCUUGCAGUGAGCCGAGAUCGCACCACUGCACUCCAGCCUGGGCGACAGAGCGAGACUCCGUCUCAAAAAAAAAAAAAAAAAUUAAGAAUUUAAAAAUAGGGAAAGCAGAACAAUACAUUCUGUAUAGGGUGUUUCUGAGCAAAGGGCCCUGUGUGAUUGACCAUGGGUCCACGCCCUUGGAGUUGGCUCUGGGAUCUUGUAGGAUGCUGAUCCUAGACCAAUGUGAUUUAUAGCAACUUGUGUGAAUUGUGAACUCCCCGGGGGCACGGGCUGCAGCUGAAUCACCUUGGUGUGCUGGGAGGGGUCUGGCUGGAGGCCUGACCUAAGCACACGCUUAGGAAAUGCCCGUUGAGCUGAAUCAACUAACUCAUGGAGCCAUCAGCCUGGUCUGCUGGGGAAAUUUCAUGUGACUUUCUCAGUCUCCACGCAUCGGGAAUCUGGGACAGUCUACCGCUAGGCUCUUCAGAACAGACAGGGACAAGGACCAACAUUCUCUAAUGAAACUCACUGACUUGACAGCUCAGCUUUGAGAAGAGAAAACCUGAAUACAAAACCCAUCUACAUUAUGUGUGUGUAUAAGCCUCAAGUCCUGGUGAUUUUUCACUGUAAAAUGGAAAAGAUUGACACACAGUGGCUCUCCAGUACCUCUGUGUGGUUAAUGUGUGUGUCUGUCGUGACUCUGUGGCUCAGUCCCAAGAGAGGGGCAGCCCAUCUCCCCUGGCUUUUCAUCCCUGAUGUCCUCCCUGUGAGCUCUGCUCCUCCCAGUGGAGUAAAAUGCUCCUGGAGACAGUCUAGGAUUUUAGGGGCCACUGUAGGUCAUCCUUGUCAUUCUGGAUCCCGGAGAAUGCCACCUUGCAAAGUUGAGGGGGGCAUAGUGCAUCUUGGUAAGGAAAUAAAAUCCCGCCCAGGAAGCAUCUCUCCCUGGAGCAAGAGGCUUGGAAGGGCCCGGGACUCCUUUGUGCUGACUCUUUGUUCCUUCCCUGCAGGCUGGCCCAGACUCAGAGUUGCCCUUUCCCCUUUGCCAGUGGAGAGGGAGAGAGGAGCAUCCAGGGCCAGCUGCCAAAGACAGGGGAGGUUCUAACCAAGGAAAGCCCGGACUUUUCAGGUUUUAAAUUGGAAGAGGGCUUCUUGAAUGAGCAUUAAAGUUACUUUUUUAUUGGAAGGGAGUGUAGGGGGUGGAUGCUGUGCUCAGCAUACAUCAGGAGAGAGCUGCCCAAGUCAGAUCUCUUCCGAGCAGCGUCUUGGGGGAGAGACUGUGCACCACCGCUAGAUUUUCCUCCCUUUGUCCUCGGUUUGUACAGAGGUCACUGGAGAUGUGAGCUCAAAGGGAGCCGGGACGCUGUGCUCUCCUCUCAUUGUCACAAGUCGAUGGGCCUGAAUAGGCUGUGACACUUGAAGAAAGAAAGAAACCAUCCUUUAUACCUCCUGGCUGGGGAGAGACAGCAGGGCAGGAAGCCUGCAGUGCUGGAGGCCAAAGCUACUCCCAUGGAGCCUCAGAUGUGUGGAGGGAGGUCUGUGCUGUUCCUGGGUGUCUGGGAUUGUACCCUCCCCACCGUGGGGAUGCACAGCCUGUUCUUAACUUAUUCAGCAAAUAACAAACAGCACCUCCAUGUUCAAGCAAAAGCUGGCUUUAUUUAUUUUCCCCAUUAAGCUAUCCACAGUCAUUGUUUUCACUUUCAAAAGCAAAAUAAUAGGAAAAAACUUCACAGUAUUUGUAUUACCUGAUGUAGGAGUCUGAGAGAACUUGAAUAAUAAGUCUGGCUUAGAAGUAUUAGGGGAAAAAUCUUGAUACACAAAAGAGAAACAGAAACAUGAAAAGAGGAAUGUGCUGAAACAGUCCUCCCUGCAAAACAUCAUUAACUCCGCGGGGGCUGGGAGCCUGUCUGUCUUGUCCACACACUGCACCCCACUGCCUAGCACAGCCGCAUUCAAAAGGAAAGUCAGCCCUGGCUGCUGGGAGGCAGUGGCGAGUGAGACAUGCCCAGGUCCUGUCCUCAUGGAGGUUAGAGUCUAGGAGGUGAAUGAGGUGGAAACACUUAGGCAAAGGAUCAUUUAAUUUCAGUUGUGAUGAGCUGGGGACAGGAACGGGAAGUGGUCUAUGAGCAAGUUUGCUGAUGCCGUGAGCCCAGUCUGGCAGAGGCGCGGGGUGCAUUGGAGAGCUCCAGGUCAUAAUGGAGGAAGCUGCGCGGAGGGAGAGGAGGCAGAGACUGCAGACGUGGCGAAGGUGUUGGGUGUGCAGGGGGAUGUUAUGUAAGUCCCCAGUGAGGUGCCUGGACCCAGAGUUCUCAUUUUAAGGCUUAGAAUGUGCUAGAAUCCUUGUUUCUAGAGACUGGAUUGAUGAUCACAACUGGGCGAUGCUCCCAACUAGGCCCCCGCCCCUACCUGCCACCUGAAUUGUGCCCUUUGCAGUUGGGUGGCACACUGUUUAGUGUCUCCUGCUCACUGCCUCCAGGGUUCCAGGGACUUGCUGAUUUUCUGUCUCUACUGAGAGAUUUGAGAAAUUCUUGAAGCAACUUGCCAAGUAGAAACUGUCUAAUGGCAUCAGUGCAAGGGUUCGGUGUCUUUCCCAGCCGGGGGGCACUGGCCCUGCAGAAAUGAAGUGGAAAGAUCUUGGGAGGGAGAGCAAGCUACCUUCCCUGGGGGUGCAGCAGGCGUGACUUGAGCUUGCGCUAAUCACACCCACUUCUGUCCUGAGAAAGUCUUCUAUGGAAAGAGGCUAAAAAGACUAUGUGGAAAAUAUCUCUUUUAAAGCCCCCAUUUGAGACCUCUCCCCUGCCCUGUGUGUGCCUAGCCCGUAGGUUGCUGCCAAGGUGAGCAGGCCCGGGAUGUGGCUGGGGAAGAUCUACAGCCUCCUGGCCGAGUCCACCCAGGAGGAGCCAUUUAAGACCCUGGAAACCCAUCAGACCUGGCAACUGGAGGUCAUUAGCCGUCUGACUGAGAGGCGGGUCGUAAAAUAAGCCCUAAGUGGUUACGAGCUCUGUUAACCAUUUUAAAAUGCACAAACAGAGGAGCUUUGGUUUGGCGCCUCUGAAAGGAAAUGGGCGUCGUCUGAUGGGAGAACAUUCGCCUUCAUGGUCAAGGCGCAAGGACCAGCCUGCAUUGGCUCAUUCAUGCGCCUGUCGAAUGGUUGCUGUGCCCUUUGCCUCUUCCUUGGUUUCUGAUGGGGCAGAAACUUACCACCAUGUAUCUAGCUUUCUUUUUUUGGUGAACUUUUAAGGAAUUGGAGUAUAACCUUCAUGCAUUAAAGAGCAUCUAUCCUAAGUGUGCUGCUUGAUGGAUUUUCACAAACAGAACUCACCUAUGCAACCAGUACCUAGAUCAGGUAUACAGACAGCACCCCAGGACCCCUGGGCUCUGUUCUGGUCAUUAACCACCUCUCAGCACCCAUGCAAGGGAAAUUGCUAUCCUGACUUCCGCGGCCUGGGUUUUUGGCCUGUUUUGUGCUGUCUCUAACUGGAAUCCUGUGUGGUUCUCCUUUAUAUCUGGGUUCUUUUGCUCAGUACUACAUCUGUGAGAUUCUUCCCUGGUGAAGCUUGUCCAUUUUCGCAGCUGAAUUGUAUUUGUCCGUUCUACUGUGGGUAGACACUGUGUGAUUUCCAGUUUUUGGCCCUACAAAUAGUACAAUGAACAUUCUAGUUGAUGUCUUUUGAUCAGCAUAUGGAUGCCUUUCUGUUGGGCACGUAGCUAGGAUUGGAAUUGUGGUCUUUGGGAGUGAGUACGCCCAAGCUUCAGUAGAUAAUGCCAGUGUUCCAAACAAUUGUACUCAUUUACCGUUCCCAUCAGCAGCGUAUGAGUCUCUGGAAAGAUGAAAUAAGAGCCUGGAAAAAAUGUAAGGUGAGACUGACUCCCUUUUGUCCUCUGCCCAAGUUCCCAAAAAGAAGAGACCCUGGGGGAUAACAGCUGGCCCUUUUUGCAUUGAAUGGGUGCACUGGAAGAGAUAAGGCUUCUGGGAUGCCCCAGAAAGAUGCACCUGUCCCUCCUGGGGUUCUGCCCACGUGGUCACGUUUCACUGGAAGCCAGUCUGUUUCUGAACUUGCGGAUGGGGUUGGUUGGUCUCUGAGAAGAGCCCAGAAUUCAGCAUUUUAGUCUCCAUGCUUUGGGUGUCUGCAUGCAAUGAAGCAAAGCCUCCAGGCUCAUCUUUGAGAUGAAAGUGGCUGGCCUGGUGGCUGGCCUGGUAGCUGGCCUGGGUUUUCUCUUGGGAGGGCUUGAGAGCUGCCACCAUUUAAUGGCUCAGUCAAGAAAGGUUUUUAUUUGUAGAUCAGUCCAGUCUCAGAACCAAAUGGUUCUGCACCCACCCCCUGGACUUCCAACCCAGUGUUCUAGGUGGAGAAAGAGCUUUCCCUGUGCCAAAAGCUGUUGUUUGGUGUGAUGAGGGGUCCAGAGCAGUGGGAAGAGGCAGCUGACAUUUACUGAGCCUCCUGCAUGCUCAGGAGAACUCCGAAUGCAGGUGUGCUGGUCUCCCCAACCACACAGGAAGUGGAAGAAGAGAGGACUCUGCACUGUCCCUGAGCAGCAGAGCCCCAGCUGGGGUGUGUGUCCUGCCCUGGCUCUGUCAAAUUUGUAACUCACAACAGUGGCAGUGGCUGGCUAAAGGAGACUUGGAAGGAAGGAAAACCUGUGCCCGGGUUAUUGCCCGGCUGUCUUCCCUACCCCAAGUAGAUUCAGUAAAUCGGGGGCAGGGCUUGGAAGCUGUUGGUAACAAAUGCCUUAGGUGAGUUUUACUCAAUUUGGGGAAGCAGUGACUUCCCAGACCCUUUUGAUGAGAGGCUGGGUAAGGAGAGGAAUGGAGGAAAUAAGAAACAGAUCUCACGCUCCAGGAGCGCCUGGCCUGAGCAGCCUCGUGCAGGAAGCUCUCUGAGGAGCUGGACAAGCUCUGUGUCUGCUGCUCCACAGGGUCAUGCUUGAAAUGUGACUAGGACGGCCGAAGAAUGGAAAUUUUACAUCUCAUUUACUUUUAACUAAUUUAAAUUUAAAAGCAGAUACUUAAUUCAGUUAUUAGAAAACUUUUAAGAAUGUUUGGAACAGCUUGGGUCCAUAACUCCUUUUCCGACUCUAAGUCUUAUGAAAUCUAGAUACAGCUCAGGUACUUCAGAUGAAAAUGUAGCAUCCAAAUUGAGAUGGACCUAAGUGUAAAAUACACACUGGAAUUUGAAGACUUAGUAUGAAAAAAAUGCAAAUUUUUAAUUAAUAACUUUUAUACUGACUACAUGUUGAAGUGGUUAUUUUGCGUCUAUUCGAGUUGAACUACAUGAAAAUUAACCUCACCUGGAACAUUUAACCUAGGUAUGGGCUCACACUCUGUUUUUGUUGGGCAGUGCUGCUCUGAGGCACUUUCUUGCUGGAAUUUGACUCAGAGUGCUAGGGAGUUGGAGGAGAGGAGAGAAGCCCCAGCUGUGGCCCCUUGUUUGGCUCACGUGGGAGCAGGGUUUCAGGCUGAUGGCACACCUGGCCCUAUAGAUGGCCACAAGGCCACCUGUGAUGGGUCUGUUGGGCUCUGGCUGGCCUGUCCAUCUCCUUGGGUACUUUGCCCAAAGAGGGAAACUGCCCGUUCCCUCCAGGUAGUGCCUUUAGAAAACGAGAAUCUUCUCUAACGCUCUGGGCUAGGAAGAGAGAGCUGAGCACGUCUCACCCUGGGCUGCACUGCAUCUCACACAAGUGGGACAUGGCCUGCUGCUGGUCAGGGUGAGAACUCUGCCUUUAAGUUAGAAUCAGAUCAAAUCAAAUCAAAUUGAAUUCUUUACCCCAGUGGGGUAGAGAGCACCGCCAAAUACUAAGCUACAGGAAUGUGGCCCAGAAAGCAAAUUAGGUUUUAUUUCUGCCUCCUGCCUUUGCCCCGCUGUUUCUGGAAGAGACCCCAUAGACAGUGCCGUGAAGGGCAGCCUACGGAGUCUGUGGCAGGCAGGGACUCGCAGGUGAGCCUGGUAGUGGGUCGGCGGGUUCUCAUCCAUGGUGCUCAGCCCGUCUGAGGUCAUCUGCCCUCUUCUUCAUUGGAUUCUGGAAGCCUCCCCACCAGCCUGCGAGAUGCAGCUGAACAGGGACUUGUUUUGUUUACUGCUGCAUCCCAGGGCUCUACACUUGAGCCUGACAUAGAGUAGGGCUUUAAUAAUCUUUAUUGAGGGCCGGGCACAAUGGCUCACUCCUGAAUCCCAGCACUUUAGGAGGCCCCGGCCAGACAGAUCACGAGGUCAAGAGAUCAAGACCAUCCUGGCCAACGUGGUGAAACCCCGUUUCUAUUUAAAAAAAAAAUCAGCUGAGCAUGGUGGUGUGCACCUUUAGUCCCAGCCACUCAGGAGGCUGAGGCAGAAGAAUCUCUUGAACCUGGGAGGCAGAGGUUGCAGUGAGCCGAGAUCGAGCCACUGCACUCCAGCCUGGUGACAGAGCGAGACUCAGUGUCAAAACAAAAACAAAACAAAACAAAAAAACUUUACUGAAUGGGUUCAUUUGGAGGAUGCCCCUUAAAUCUGAUGGUCAAAUAUGGCCUUCAUGUUGACCUUCCUGAAGUGACAUCCCCGUAGGUGGGCAUAUGCAUUUCCCUUGGGAGAGAUUCCCAGAGGGGCCUCUGGCUUGGGAUUGGCUAGGAACCUCAGACCUACAUUGUGUUUUUACUCUAGAUCUGUAAGUGCAGAUUUUUCUUUUUUUUCCAGAAACUGUUUCUUGGACAACACAGCAACUACUUUCCAUUGCAAAGAAAAAUCCUGUCCUUUGUGUGCUCUCUACAAAGCACUCACACAGCCAGGCUAUAUCAUUUGUUCCUGACAACGUGCUGGGGGGGACAUCACCAUUUUCUGCAUGUCCCCAGGAAAUGGGCGGGACCACUUGUCCAAAGUCCUACAGCUAAAGGGAGGCACAGUGACACCUUAGAUUCAGGGGAACUCCCAUCUUGGGGUGACUUCUUUGCCCUCAGUAUAUUCCACAUGUCAUGGAACCUAAUGGAUAAAUCUGGUUUGGUCAGGCCUGGAGCGCAGAACUGUUAAAGGCAGGCAAUGAGAGAAAAAUCUGCGUCCUUCCUCGAGGGAUGAGCUGGCUGACUGGGAAGGUCCAGGCUCAGGCUGGCCUCUGCCCAGGUGUCCUAUGGCAGGGGCUCAUGGAGGAGCACUGUUCCUGUUUUCUGGGUCCCCUGCUCUGCCUCACCUGUUUAAAGUCAGUGACUCAAAUUUUUAAAACUGUGAAACCGUAAACUGUCCAUCCCUGUUCAGCCUUCCCCAGGCCACGGGCCCUGCACGUGUCACUGCUUGUUCAUGGUUCUCCCCUGUGUUGCCUUUGAGGCUCACUCAUCUUGAUGACUCAGAGACUUGCCAGAGACCCUGGACUCCCCGUCCCAAAUUCCCCGAGCCUGGCCCCGAUGAUUCUUGCAAUGUUACUCUGUUCAUGGUGCCUCUGCCCCAUUUCCAUCUGUGCCAUAUCACCAAUAGUUGGGGGGGGGGUCCCCCAAACAACAGGGACUAACUUGAACUUUGCAAGACUCUUGAAUUUCCUGGCUAUAUUUAUUAUCUGUAUGGCACUGAUUUGUACUAGAGCUGAGCCUGCAGAAGUCAGUUGAACCCAUCCUCUCUAUAUUCAGGAGGACUACAGGAUGUAGGAACUCAAACGGGAUGUUGAUCUGUGGGAGUUUGCAACUUUGCCUAGCAGCACAGACCUGCCUCCUUGGGAGAGGCCUCUGGGGAGGGAUGCUAAGCCGAUGGAUGUCUGUGCAGAGACAAGGGACUGUCCUUUUCACCUGAGAGGCCAUUCUCAUCCUGCCUAGUCCUGUCUGAUUCACAUCUGACCCCAGCUUAGCCCAGACAGAGACAUGCUAAAGCAUGUUCUGAUACUUUCUAGCUUCGAUUAUCUCCUUGUAUGCUUUCUUUGUAUACUUAGGGCCCAAAAUACCAUAAGGUGGAACAUUCUAAAGUAAAAAUGAUCCCCUUUUUAUUGUUUGAAAAUUUGUGUUUCUUAUUAAAAUAGAACAUUUUACAGUUAUUCACAAGAUAAGGUCUUACUUUAAAAAUCACUAUUUUCCUCUGUCUUUCUGACUUCUUUUUUUAAUUCAAGAACAGGGAUAUUAAGGCAGGUGAUGAAAGCAGAAUUUUUAAUAAGAGCAUAGUGAUGCUUUUCACAACGGACUUAGAAGACAUUAAAAUAUAUGUGUUUUGAUCUUUUUCUGGAUUUGAAUAUGAAGGACUAGUUAUUGCAACAGACAGCAAAGUAAUUCAUUUCGGAUGCAUUUCAGCAAGCCAGCCCUCUAGGAGACGCUGGAAUAAAAUGUGGAAGUGUGUGACACAGACCAGACUGGACAUGUACCCGGCCCAUCAGCUAAAAAGCCAAAGAGCAGGUGGAAACAGGAAUAACAGUGACAGUGAUGGUUACCAUGAUGAGGAGCACUGCCAACGAUUCCUGAACUUCCCAGGUGCCCUGUCCUUGCUUGGUGCUUCCCAUGGAUUAUCUCAGUCUUCCCUGUGGCUCCAUUAGACUACAUAUUGUCACAUCAUCCCCAUUUUUCAGAUAAGGAACUGAGGUGGGCUAAGUGUCAGGCCGUGGAGCCAGGAUGAGAACUCCAGCUGUCUAGAUAACCCAUGUCCUGGUAACUGCCACUCUGCUCCCGAGUGGUCAGCAUGUAAACCACUGCAGCGUGGGGACUGACUUCACCAUCCCCUUGGCUCUGCCUCUGACCCCCCGAGCAGGUGAGAGCUCGAGCCAGCUAUUCCGGGAAUUAGGCAUAUACUCAUUUUUUGCUUCAGUUAUUUCACUAAUUAAGGCAAAGUUUCUGGUAGUUUGACAUUACGUAUCUGGAUAAUUGCCUCAAUGUAUCAUUUUCACUUUGCACCCGCAGACACAACCUUUAAUGAAACUUGAAAACCCAACUCUCCUUGGGGGAAAUGAUACUCACUUCUGUUUCUAGGCCAGGCGCAGUGGCUCCCGCCUGUAAUCCCAGCACUCUGGGAGGCCGAGGCCAGCGGAUCACGAGAUCAGGUGUUCGAGACCAGCCUGGCCAACAUGGUGAAACCCCGUCUCUACUAAAAAUACAAAAAUUAGCGGGGCAUGGUGGUGGUCGCCUGUAAUCCCAGCUAUUUGGGAGGCUGAGGCAGGAGAAUCGCUUGAACCCAGGAGGCGGAGGUUGCAGUGAGCUGAGAUCAUGCCACUACACUCCAGGCUGGGUGACAGAGCAACACUCCGUCUCAAAAAAACCAAAAACACAAAAACCAUCUGUUUCUAAAUCUGUUUCUGAAAGUAGUUGAGGGCGCAGACUUCCACUUAUAAGCUUAAUUGCCCAACAUGCAGAAGAAGUCUCCAACUUCCCUGUUUAUCAGGCUUGAAAGUCAGCCUUGGUUUGGGGCAGAUGGCCUGCUCCUGGUCCUUAUCUGGGAGAUGAGAGGUUCCGACAGUGUGAUCUCUCAAGUGCCUCAGUUUGGAUCUGAGCUUCUGUUCUAGCGGCUUCCAUGCCCAACUGGAUUGCAUAUCUUAGGAAGCAGGACAGAAGUGCACCUGCACUGAUUACUGAGCAAAUUGGUCUGAAUAAGUGCAGUAGAUGCCAGAGAUUUCCACGAAUGAUGUGAAUGUGAUCACUGGCCAGAAAAUAUCCAUGGACGAUAAAUAUCUGGGCUUCAUGCUCUGAAAAAUGUUCCUAAUCUCUUCUUUGUGAUCCCCAAAGAGAUUUUUAAGGGAGUUUGGAAGUCUGCCACUUGCAGAAGUCCUGGUGUUCCCAGCACUAAGUGCAGGAUGUGGAGUCUGGGGUGCGACUGUCUUGUCACUCAGAUGGGGCUGCAUGCCCGGCACAGUGCUAAGUGCAGCCAGUUACUCUGGAAUGUGCAAAUGGCCCCUCUGCCCCAGCUGCAGAGCGCCUUGCGGGUGGCUCAGGUCCUAGUGGGGAUAGGAAGAAUGGGACAAAAGGAGGAGGCUAAGCCCAAGGCAUGUGCUGUCACCAAAAGUGCUGGCUUCAUCUCAGAAAGCUGUGGCUGGGUUGGGCUUGGUUGCUCAGGGGAACAGGGAGACGCAGCCCAGGAAAUGAGCUGUGGCUGGGCUGGAGCCCACCUCCCCAGGAGGGAGGUGCAUGGCAGCCCAGGUGGGGUGCCCCCAUCCUAAGAUGAAAGGUCUCCACCUCUUGCUUAAAUUGUAAGGUGAACGCUUUUGGCCAUUUCUAAGGAAAAGCACCUUUGGGAUUUGUUCAUCAUCCUUCAUUUUUGCUCAAGGUUUUGGGUGUGAAAACCUCAGAAAAACUAAGUCAACCAAAGACUUUCCAGCGAUGUCAUCGACUGUGUUGUCAUCCAAAGGGGAAAAUAAUCCCAGCUUAUGAAUAUUUAGAAAGAAGAUAAUUGCAAAUUGCUUUGUGACCGUGUAAACUCGUUUUUUUUUUUCUUUCCCCCAGCCAGUUACAUAAGAGGAGGUGUGGGUCAGUCCCAGAAAUAGAUGCAGAAGCAGUGACAGAACACGUCUUGGCGGUGGUGGAGAGAGACAGCCCUGGGUUCGAGUCCCAGACUCGCAGUGUGUUAGCUAAAGAAGUUUGAGAAACAUCCGUCUCUUUCUUUCCAUUUCAGCCUCCUCCCCCUUCCCCUAGCUGGUCGACGCUCAAAGCUCUCCUAGCCCAACACUCUGUAACUUGAGGAAUAAUGUUUUAAACCCCCAAAUCUAGUCCUCCCAUAAAACCCAGUGAAUCUCUCAAAUUGAUUAAAUGGAGGCACUCAUUUUAUUAGAUAGGUAACUGGUAUUUUGCCUUUUCUGAAGGGUAGAAGAGGGGAAAAAGUGACUGAGGGGACCAAAUAAGAAAAAAAAGACAAAAAGACAGAAGAAUUCGGGUUUUUAGUUGAUUCCGAAUACUCGAUGCUUUUGAAACGUUUCCAAGUUUCCUUUACGGGAAAGGAAUGCAAAUGAUCCAAAAGGGAGGAGGGAUUUUUUUCCCCCUUCUUUUUUGUCCUGAGCUCAGUACCUGGGAUUUUGCGGCAUGUGCUGAAAAAUUAUAUCUUCUGGGUGCAGAAAUUUGCCUGAAAGGGUUAUACGAAACUGAGAAUGGGUCAAAACAAAACAAAACGGAAAAAACAAGACUUCUGGCCACAGGAAAUCUGGCAUUUUUUAAAGUUUGCGCCCCACAAAGAGGAAAUAUUCCAAAGGUACUCAGGAUGUAAAAGGGGAGAUCUUCACAGAUGCCUCCGUGGAUGGCAUGGCAAUCCAUCCAUCAAUGAGAAGACCAUGAUUUCUUUUAAUUUUCUGUGUGUUUCCACAUUCCCCAGUGAGAAUUCUUCCACCUUUUUUUGUGCCAUGGGAAAAACCUGAAGGGCAGGCAGAGCUGCUCCCGAACUUGUGACCUUCUCUGAGGUUGCAGCGGCUCUUGUAGAACAUGACUCUGGGACAUCACUUCCUUUUGUUUUCUUUCGGAGCUGAACCAAAGAAUGUGCACCCUCUUUCUCUAGUGCUGUGGUGUCUGCUUAUUUUUGUAUUUGUGCUUUCCAUCCAUCUUCUGUGAUCACAAGGCAUUCUUAAGGUUUUCUAGCACGACUUGCGGACAUCCAGACUCGUGGGGGGCCCACCCAUGGCUCGGUAAGCCAGCAGCCCAGGGCACUGGCACUACCAUGAGGCACUGCAUUAAUUGCUGCAUACAGCUGUUACCCGACGGCGCACACAAGCAGCAGGUCAACUGCCAAGGGGGCCCCCAUCACGGUCACCAGGCGUGCCCCACGUGCAAAGGAGAAAACAAAAUUCUGUUUCGUGUGGACAGUAAGCAGAUGAACUUGCUUGCUGUUCUCGAAGUGAGGACUGAAGGGAACGAAAACUGGGGUGGGUUUUUGCGCUUCAAAAAGGGGAAGCGAUGUAGCCUCGUUUUUGGACUGAUAAUAAUGACCUUGGUAAUGGCUUCUUACAUCCUUUCUGGGGCCCACCAAGAGCUUCUGAUCUCAUCACCUUUCCAUUACGGAGGCUUCCCCAGCAACCCCAGCUUGAUGGACAGCGAAAACCCAAGUGACACAAAGGAGCAUCACCACCAAUCCUCUGUAAAUAAUAUUUCAUACAUGAAGGACUAUCCAAGCAUUAAAUUAAUUAUCAACAGCAUCACAACUAGGAUUGAGUUCACGACCAGACAGCUCCCAGACUUAGAAGACCUUAAGAAGCAGGAGUUGCAUAUGUUUUCAGUCAUCCCCAACAAAUUCCUUCCAAACAGUAAGAGCCCCUGUUGGUACGAGGAGUUCUCGGGGCAGAACACCACCGACCCCUACCUCACCAACUCCUACGUGCUCUACUCCAAGCGCUUCCGCUCCACCUUCGACGCCCUGCGCAAGGCCUUCUGGGGCCACCUGGCGCACGCGCACGGGAAGCACUUCCGCCUGCGCUGCCUGCCGCACUUCUACAUCAUAGGGCAGCCCAAGUGCGGGACCACAGACCUCUAUGACCGCCUGCGGCUGCACCCUGAGGUCAAGUUCUCCGCCAUCAAGGAGCCACACUGGUGGACCCGGAAGCGCUUUGGAAUCGUCCGCCUAAGAGAUGGGCUGCGAGACCGCUAUCCCGUGGAAGAUUAUCUGGACCUCUUUGACCUGGCCGCACACCAGAUCCAUCAAGGACUGCAGGCCAGCUCUGCAAAGGAGCAGAGCAAGAUGAAUACAAUCAUUAUCGGGGAGGCCAGUGCCUCCACGAUGUGGGAUAAUAAUGCCUGGACGUUCUUCUACGACAACAGCACGGAUGGCGAGCCACCGUUUCUGACGCAGGACUUCAUCCACGCCUUUCAGCCAAAUGCCAGACUGAUUGUCAUGCUCAGGGACCCUGUGGAGAGGUUGUACUCAGACUAUCUCUACUUUGCAAGUUCGAAUAAAUCCGCGGACGACUUCCAUGAGAAAGUGACAGAAGCACUGCAGCUGUUUGAAAAUUGCAUGCUUGAUUAUUCACUGCGCGCCUGCGUCUACAACAACACCCUCAACAACGCCAUGCCUGUGAGGCUCCAGGUUGGGCUCUAUGCUGUGUACCUUCUGGACUGGCUCAGCGUUUUUGACAAGCAACAGUUUCUCAUUCUUCGCCUGGAAGAUCAUGCAUCCAACGUCAAGUACACCAUGCACAAGGUCUUCCAGUUUCUGAACCUAGGAGUCAGAGCCGUGUGGCUGAGUUUUGGCUGCUGAUCAUGGAUGCUGGGCCCCUGGGGCAUGAGCGCCUGCCCUCAGCCUGUGGAUACCAGCCCCCCCAGGGGCCUGAGAGUCACUUUGUGGUGACAGGCCACACUGCUGACUAUGGUGAUGGCUGGCAGAGGCAUGUGCUGGCGGAGCGAGUGCUGCCCAUGUGGACGGGGCACCGAGGGAUGGCUUGAAAGGCUGAGCAGGCUCGAACAAGCCGCCCUCCUUCCCAGAACGCCUCCUGCAGCCCUGACUAAUGGUCUUGCCCGGGAACUUGGUUAAUUGAGUAUUUCUGAAAAUAUAUCUGCCUGCCACUGGGACUUGGGCCUCUUUGAUCAUUUGAUUUUGUUUCUCCUUUUUUUGGAGUUUGAUGAGUUCUUUCCCUUCCAAGGCUUAGAAUCAUCUUUCUUUGAUUUGACCACAUGUUGACUCUGUCCCAUUAAUGAGCUUGUCUUUUGUCCCCAAGAUGGAUAGUAAGGCCAAUUCUGUGUUUCAUAUGGCCCUAGGAUGCUGGGACAUGCUUUUUCUGUCUAUGGGCUAAGGACUUUGGCCAGAUCCCAAGAGCCCCCGGUAAAGAGGCUUGAGCAGUGAUGGGUUACACCAAGAAGCUGUGGCCCAGAGGGCGGGGCGUUGGGGUCGCAGCCCUUGCUGUUCUGUUUCAGGGCCUCUCACUCCAGAGGGCGGGGCGUGUGCGUGACUGACAGCCCCUCCCGGCCUUUUCCAGGGCCUCUCCUCACUCCAGAGGGCGGGGCGUGGCGGUGACUGACAACCUCUGCCAGCCUGUUCCAGGGCCUCGCCUCACUCCAGAGGGCGGGGCGUGGGGGUGACUGACAGCCCUUGCCGGCAGGCCUCUUCUCCCUGAUCUCCUUGCUGCAGAUGGAGGUUCAGCCAGUGGGGGCUCUGGGCACAAGUGGCCUCCUCCCAGCCCUCCUCCCUAUGGCCACUUCACAGCAAGACGCACAGGGUGAAACUGUGCAGGCCCAGGGACCUUGGCAUGAGCAGCCUGAAGUAGAAACGAUGAUGGCGGAAUUCCAGAGGGCUGCUGAGCAGGAAAACCGAAACCCGUGGGCUGUGCUCGGCAGGCCGCACGUUCCUCCAAGGACGGGCUGACACCCAUGGAGAGCAGCCCACCAAGGGCAAUUGGAAGGGAAUCCUUGAGGUCAGCCUUAGACGCUGUAUCAUCAUUAAAUGCCAGCUGGGCUCCCCCGAGGGUGGGCAUCCUGCACCCGCCGCAGAAUUUCUUCGCAAUUUCCUGAUGGUGUUUCCACCUUCCUCCCUCAGUGCUUCCAAAAUGGAUCCAGCCAAAGAAUUUUAAUCCCUAAAUAUGUUCUCUUAAAGGAAACUCCUGUCUGAAUACGAAGCAUAGCUGGGAUUUUUGCAAAGUCCCUUUUACUUCCUGCCAUGCCUCCUGCCUUACGGGACUCGUCUUCUUUUAUUCUAGGGCCCUUAAGUGAGAAGCAGGAGGCUUUGAUGACCAAGAGCCCCGCAUCCAAUGCACGGCGUCCCGAGGACCGGAACCUGGGGCCCAUGUGGCCCAUCACACAGAAGAUUCUGCGGGAUUUCUACAGGCCCUUCAACGCUAGGCUGGCGCAGGUCCUCGCGGAUGAGGCGUUUGCGUGGAAGACGACGUGAGAGCUGAAUUGUUGCUGCACGUGCUGGGCCCGCCAAUGCCGUCAUCAUCAGGAUUUUACAAAUCUCUUUGCGGGGAACUGUUUCACUCAUGGUAUGGAAAACCCCAGGACUCUGCCACUCUAGGCACACAUGAAUUAUAACCAUUUUGGAAUUUCCUUCGUGAUGUUCGAGAGCUCAGCAAUGGACCCCUCACAGAGCUCCUCUAUCCGAGGCCAUUGGAGACCCCAGUUUCUCAAGAAUUCAGCUCUGCUCUGAGCGUCCUGGAGCUUGGGGAUGCAGCCAGCUGGCCUGCACUGGGUGUGGAGAGAACACCUAGGGAAGGCAGCCUGGCCCUGCCCGCCUCCGCCUUCUGGAGAGCCUCUGGGUUCUGAGUCAGCAAGCCAGAGGUCAUGCCACAGGCCUGGCUGGAACUUACACUUCACGUUCCCUUUUUUUCCCCCUAGAGAUGGGGUCUCGCCGUGUUGCACAGACUGUCUGUAUUCAAUGGCUAUCUUCACAGGUGUGAUCAUACCACAUUCACUUCUGAAACACUCUUGUUGCGAUCGCUAACCUCACUGGGACAGAGAACCGCAGUCUUUCGAGAAUGGAGGCUCUUCAUUUUUUUUUUCUCCUUUACUCCAAACUCAGCCCUCCAGUUUCUUCAGAUGUAAACCCUGUUAACGUCACUGUUUCCAAAAGGAAAAAAAUAAGUCAGUUUUUGGCAGCACCUUCAUCUUUCUGACCUCCUCCUAUUCUGUCCUUGUGGACUUAUGUUUAACAUAGAAAAUGAAUGCGUUUAAAACAAAACCACUUUCUGCAUUUAACCAGUCCUGGCUCUCUCUCUGCUGCCUCUUCAUACGUUUUCUCAAGAACUUCAGUUUAUAAUUGGAAGAGAAAUUUUUGCUGUUAAUGCCAGAAUGAGCAACCUCAAGGAAUUGAACACUUCUUGGAAAAUCUAGGUAAUUCAAGCCCUCAUCAGGUUUACAAGAUCAUCAGAGAAACAGAGGAUUUUAAUUUUUAGUUCUGGCCGGCUACAGGCUCCAUUUCUCUGCCUUCCCAUUGGAAAUAGUUUAUUUCCACAUUCUCCACUGCGUGUGGUCAAAGUUCCUCACCCAGCAAGGGACUAUAGAUACUCGUGUCCCAAUUCCAAAACACAAUGCACAAGCUGAACUUGGGCUGAACGUGGCGUGUUGAGAUUUGGAAUGAGGUUUCUAAGAGCCGUGUUCUUCAUGGAAUUUUCCAGGCCACUUGGCAGCUUGGUUUACCGAUGGAUGGGCUAGAGAUCUUGUCGUUUCUUGGAAGUCACAGGGAAGAUUGAAGAGAACGCUUGAGCAUCCUUGGCAACAGCCCAGGUGGGACCUGGAUGAAGCUUUGCACUCAAGUAUUGUCAAGGGAAGCUUCCUGUGAACCAAAGUUCUCAGGCCAAGGUCUCGCCCACCAAAGCCAGAAAGUGCAAGCACCCGUCUACCCAGCUCUAACUUGUAUGUGUGAGACAGACCAGGCUUCGGGGGUAGGAGGAUCUGCAGUUGUUCAGCCGUCUUUCUGCUGGUGUUGUCUUUCUGCCAUCAGAGAAGGGACACACAGCCCGUUCGAAGGUGUGCAGAGGGCUCUGAGCGCCAGGAUGGCCAGGGCUGUUUUUGCUACUGAAGGAGCGUGUGUCCUGAACUCCCACUUGCAGGGACAGUCCCCACCUUCUCUAUAGCCGGCACUGGGAGCAGCCGCCAGCAGGGAAAUCUGGCCUGAGCACAAGGAUGCUUUAGGGAGAGAUCACUUCAGUGUGUGUGUAUAUUUAUUUGCAGUACAGUGCGCGCGUGUGUGUGUGUGUACGCGCACGUGUGGGUGAGUGCGUCUUCUGAGUGGGUUCUGUUCAGUUGCUAAUGAGGCUCCUCCGCUCUGGACACAACCCUUUUAUAGAUUAAUUUCUCUGCCAAUUAACUUGUCAUUUUCAGUACAUAUUUUACUAUUCCACACCAACCAUAAUUACAACAAGGGAUUUUUCUUAUGCACUCCUAUGCAUGUGAAUAACAUGUGGUGUAAUUCUGCUUCUUACAGAAGUAUUACUGAAGGUAUUAUUUCCAAUAUUAUUUGGUUUAUUAUGCGGAUCUUUUUUAUAUAUGCAGUCCCAUCCCUUCUGUGCCACUCAAUGCCAUCCAGACAUGGUUUUUCCCUCCAGGGGCCUUUCUCUCCAGAGGGCACUUCGGCUGCCUCUGCUUCCUCUCAUUCGAGGCCCGGCUCUUGCUGACAGAAUAGGUUCCGUUCUGGGCGGUGGUUCUCGAGCCUGCCAUUCAAAACCAAAGCAAAUUGGAGCAUUUCUCACAACAUGGUAUUGAAGUUCCUUUUUGUUCUCAAAAGUUGUGACCGUGUUAAAUUGUACUCCCUUAGUCCUGUAAGGUAUGUUAAGUGAAUCGCAGUUACGCUGUACUUUUAUUAAUAUUUAACAUAAUUAAAGAUGGACCCAUAAGAGUGA